CCUGGGGAAGGAGGCUCCAGACCAGCCCUGUUUUCCACCCUGACUCCACUCCAGCCCUACAUCGCCAUGUGCCACACCAGCGGCUCCACUGGCUGCCAGCCGGCCUGCUGUGUGCCCAGCUCCUGCCAGGCGUCCUGCCACGUGCCCAGCUCCUGCCAGGCGUCCUGCUACGUGCCCAGCUCCUGCCAGGCGUCCUGCUACGUGCCCAGCUCCUGCCAGGCGUCCUGCUACGUGCCCAGCUCCUGCCAGGCGUCCUGCCGCGUGCCCGUGAGCGGCAAGCCUGUUGUGUGUGUGACCUCCUCCUGCCAGUCCUCCGGGUGCUGCCGGCCCUCCUGCCCCACCCUGGUCCUCAGGCCUGUUCCCUGCGGCACCCCUAACUGCGGCUAGCCCGUGGCCUCCUGGGACCCCUCCUCCGUGGGGCCAGAAGCAGCUGCUGUCUGAACUCCCGGCAGGCAGACCUCGUCCACCUGAGACCUUCUGUCCUGACUAGACCAUCUUACAGCAAAGCCGCCUGAUCCCCACUAACCAAGCGGACAGAGUCACCCCCGGCGUCCCCCGACCCCAGCCCGGGUCGUCCACACGGCACCCACCCUGGCUGGUGCAAGCGCCCAGGCUUUGCAGCCGCCAGCACUGAGCUCUAAUAAAUCCCAGAGCGCAUGUGAAGCCCACCC
This is a messenger RNA of Acinonyx jubatus (cheetah), 671 nucleotides long. Its product is annotated as keratin-associated protein 12-1-like. Lineage: Eukaryota; Metazoa; Chordata; Mammalia; Carnivora; Felidae. Gene Ontology annotation, cellular component: keratin filament. The transcript has a single exon. The record is from RefSeq and is a predicted model, not a curated record. The coding region runs from base 67 to 387 and encodes 106 amino acids.